GCAAUUUAAUUGAAUCACAUAAACCUUGGGUUCAUCGGAUUCGAAUUGGUGAAUUGAACCGUACCCCCAAAAACCCAUCGGAGGCGGGUCUAUAGCAAGCGGCCACUGCUCGCUGCAACUUCAUUCCUCCAGUUCCCAUGUUCUCCUGUGUAAAACAAUUAAAGAUCUUAAACCCUGGCCUGCGGCUCGCAGCCUACCAGCUUCGAUAUGCCAGAAACGAAGCCGGUCAAAACAGGCGCCGCUCCAAGUCCCCAGCCUUUUCAGCGAAAAAGACCGACCAGAAAUCUCAGUGGUGGAUAGUCGACGGCGAGAUGCACGAGAUUGGCGAUCACGUGCCUCCACGCGAGCGCUUUGUUAUUCCAAGAGAUAACGUCCCCAACCGGCGCCGUAAGCAGCUCAGAGAGCAGUUCAUGCGCCGUACACGCCUUGUUCUCAAGGAAUCCGAGCAUGAGCCUUGGUGCAAAAGAUAUUUGGAAUUGUAUCAGGAACUUCGAGAAAAUUGGGAAAGGCUGUACUGGGAUGAGGGCUACUCUAAAAAAAUUGCCCAAGACCAUGCCAACUACGAUUCUGCUGAGGAUGAUGAUCAAGAUUUUAAUCCAUAUAGGAGCAAGAGACUUGAGCAAAUGAAGGAUGAAGGUUUUGGGAGAAAUAGGCAAGAUGAUACAUGGGAUAAGGUUAAUCAAAUUCGGGACAAAUUUGAAUAUGAUAGAAAGAAAAGAAUGGAAGAGAAAGCAUUUGCUCCAAUGAACAGAGGAAUACCUUCAGAGUUACCUGGUCCAAAUUUCCGGAACCAGCCAUUUGACACCCAGAGAUAUUUUGCUGAUGAGAGGGACUGAAUGAUAUUGUCCUUGAAAUUUAAUUGUGAAGUCCCUAAGAGCUCAGGGAGUACCAUAAUGGAGAUACGCUGGAAGAGCUUUUGUCUUUUGGCUCUUGAAAAUUGUGGCUACCCUCUGAUUGAUGGUUGUUUCAGUGAAGCCAGUGCAAAAGCAUAUCUGAUAAUGCUAGGAUGAUGUAACAUUUUUAACCUAGUUGUAGUUUAGUCAGUAGGUUGGCUGAUAAUCUCCAUGUCAAAUAAAAUUUCUUGAAGAUAUUACUUGUAAUCAAUUUAAAGCAUGAUUUAUACCGUGCACA
Messenger RNA from Manihot esculenta (cassava), 1131 nucleotides. RefSeq lists its product as uncharacterized. The coding region runs from base 138 to 836 and encodes 232 amino acids. The record is from RefSeq and is a predicted model, not a curated record. The transcript is spliced from 5 exons. NCBI's taxonomy places the organism in Eukaryota, Viridiplantae, Streptophyta, Magnoliopsida, Malpighiales, Euphorbiaceae.